Molecule: messenger RNA, 1789 nt
Organism: Macrosteles quadrilineatus (aster leafhopper)
Lineage: Eukaryota; Metazoa; Arthropoda; Insecta; Hemiptera; Cicadellidae
Gene: Ir76b
Product: glutamate receptor ionotropic, delta-1
Exons: 11
Coding region: 119-1753 (544 amino acids)
Cellular component (GO): membrane
Molecular function (GO): ligand-gated monoatomic ion channel activity
Source: RefSeq, a predicted model, not a curated record
GGUGACAAUCAGGACUAACAGCUCCGUUUACCAACACUUUAGUGCUACAAGCUCUGUUGUGCCGGUGGCAUCUUCAUGUUUUGCAUUCAAGUGACCUGAGUAAGUUGGCAGCACUGACAUGGAGCGAGGGCUUGUCAACAUUCUGUUGGCCAGCCUGUGUGCCAACUACCCUCCAAGCUACUACAACUCUACAACCACCACCACUCCUUAUCCAACUUAUACCCGUUCGCCAAGAGACACAUUUAAAUGUGUGUUGAAAACUGAUGAGCAGCUUAAGAAAGAGUUGCUGCGUGGAAAGAAGCUUAAAAUCGCAACAUUACAGAGGGAUAUGCCGCUCUCUGGGGUGAAGAUGAACGGGACAGAGCUGCAGCUAGAUGGGAUAGCAGCUGAGAUGGUGGAGGUGCUAAAGGAAAAGUUUGGCUUCUCAUACGAGGUGUUGACCCCAGAGCGAAACAUACUUGGCGAUGAACACGAGGGAAUCUUCAGCAUGCUCAACAAAGGGGAGGUUGACAUGGCUGCAGCCUUCCUCCCCGUGGUGCCAGGGAGUCACCGCAUGGUACUGUGGGGGGUGGAGAUGGUGCAGAAUGACUACUACGUUCUCAUGAAGCGACCCAAGGAGUCGGCCUCGGGCUCUGGACUGCUGGCUCCGUUUGACACUGAAGUGUGGCUUCUAAUUUUACUGUCGCUGCUGGUUGUGGGGCCGAUCAUGUACCUUGUGAUGUACCUCAGGGUUCGCAUCGGAGACAACAAAGACAUCAAGGUCUAUCCCUUGUCUGCCUGUGUAUGGUUCGUCUACGGAGCUCUCAUGAAGCAGGGCUCUACUCUCAACCCUGUUACAGAUUCUACAAGGCUGCUGUUUGCUACUUGGUGGAUCUUCAUUAUGAUUCUGACUGCGUUCUACACAGCCAAUCUCACAGCUUUCCUCACUCUCUCACGUUUCACUCUACCCAUUGAGAAUGUAGCGGACAUUGCUCGCACUCACAGAUUCUGGUUCGCCACUGAAGGAGGACCAAUAGAGUAUGCUGUCAUGAACAAUGACGAUGGAGACUUGAGUACUUUGAGGCGAUCUGUGUCCCAAAACCUUGGACAGUUCAUCGACACCUCAGAUGAAGUGAAAGUAAAACAAUAUGUGGCCGAAGACUGGCUCUACCUAGAGGAGAACCGCAAGCUGAAGUUGUUCCUGCUGCAGGAUUACAUGGCAAAGACAGCCAAAGGGACAGAAGAGAAAGACAGAUGUACAUAUGUGCUGACACAAGGCUCUUACCUCUCUCGUAACCUUGCCUUUGCUUACCCCAAGACAAGCAUUCUGCCCUCCUUGUUUGAUCCCAUACUGUUGGCAUUUGUUGAGUCUGGCAUUAUCCAACAUCGUGUGCAGGAGCUUCUUCCAGAGGCUACCAUAUGUCCACUGAACCUAGGCAGCAAGGAGCGCCAAUUGCGCAACUCUGAUCUCUGGACCACCUACAUCGUAGUGGUGUCUGGCUUUUCCACAGCCGUGACAGUGUUCUUCGUUGAACUGAUGUGGCGACGCUGCUUCAAACCUCAUCAUCCUAAACUCUCCUGGCCUGUGGACAUCUCUAUGGAACCCACCAACAAAAUGGCUCUCUCCAGGUUUGCGGAAGGAAAAUCAAAACAAGGUGCAAAAGUUAACAUCAAUGGCAGGGAAUACUAUAUUGUCAUCUCUAAGGACGGAGAGAAAAGAUUUAUACCUAUUCGAACACCCUCUGCUUUCUUGUUCCAGUAUGCUCCUAAAUAAUCUACACAUAGAUACCAAUCACAAAUAAACUAUCAU